GGUGCAGCGUGUGUGUCGGUGAGCAGCGAGUCCGGCUGACGUUCCACGGUGGACGGUGCUGUGUUGUCACCAGCUGUUGGCCACAAGACCGACGAGAAAAGUGGAUGUGUGUCGGUGCUUUGUGCGUCUGCGGACGGACCGGAGCGUUCACAACCGCCGCCGGAGCCCGGGGGACGGUACCGGGACGACUAAUGGGAGCACCGGAGCGUCCGCAGCCUCCCAUUGAUCCCGUCAGUUACAUAACGGAGCGCAUCGAUAACACAAAAACUGUGAUAACGGACCGUCCAGGUCGGAGUUGAAGCCAUUUUUCUCCGCACAGACAGACAGUCCCACUAGUCCACCCAGCAGCUGCACAUUUACCAGCAGAUAAAGCGGUUUUCAGCUUCCCCCCGCUGCCGCCAUGAACGUGGGCACGGCUCACAGCGAGGUGAACCCCAACACCCGGGUGAUGAACAGCCGGGGGAUGUGGCUCUCCUACAUCCUGGGCAUCGGCCUGCUGCACGUCAUCCUGCUCAGCAUCCCCUUCGCCAGCGUGCCGGUGGUCUGGACCCUCACCAACCUCAUCCACAACCUGUGCAUGUACCUCCUGCUGCACACGGUUAAAGGGACGCCGUUUGAGACGCCCGAUCAGGGCAAAGCUCGCCUCCUGACACACUGGGAGCAGAUGGACUACGGCGUCCAGUUCACCGCUUCACGCAAGUUCCUCACCAUCACACCCAUCGUCCUGUACAUUUUAACCAGCUUCUACACCAAAUACGACCGGGUCCAUUUCGUGGUGAACACCGUCUCCCUGCUCACCGUCCUCAUCCCCAAGCUGCCGCAGCUGCACGGCGUGAGGAUCUUUGGGAUUAAUAAGUACUGACGAGGCAGAAGAGGACACCUCCUUCCCAGAGUCCCCGUGGACCUGCCCAGAGCUCGCUGAGCCUCGGGCCUCUGAUUUGGCUGCAGGACCGCCAGGAUCCAUGGCCCGUCGGCGCCUGCAACGAAGCCCAACCGAGGAUACUGCCAUGGCACCAAACCCCAGGAGGGACGCUGUCGGGAGAUAAAGAGCACAAAGGGAAAGAGUCCUGGUGUGAUUGUUCAGAGACACUUAGAGCAGCAUUUUUUAAGAAGGUAGAGUAUUAUUCUGACGGGUGUCGGCGUGAAAAAAGACACACUGAGGCGGUGACCGGAGUUAUUUUCUCUGUAAGGACACGCCGCUGUGUUUAUUCAGCUUCACUUCCCUCAUGUAGCUUUCUGAAGCGGUGAGGCUGCAGAGGCGAGAAAACCACCAGGUUUUAUAUUUAGCUGCUCCGCUCGACUCGGCCAAGACUGGGAAGUUAAGCAAGUCUUAUUUUUAUCUGACCGUUUCCAUAUUUGGACGUCUCUUGUCCUGGUUUGUGUCGCUGCAAACCUCCCGUCUGCAGGAGUUCAGAAAGUCCGACAGGGAGCCAGCAGUUUGAGUUUAGACACGAGUAUUUCUGUAGAAACUCUCAUUACAUUAGCAUGACCUGUAGGCAGAUCACACACCGACUCUCCACUUUAUUAGCUUGUGCAAUCUAGUGCAAUCCAAUAGAGACCUGCAGCAAAGCCUUUCUUAUAGUUUCCUCACCUCCAUUUCCACAUAUGAGUGGAGCAGAAUAUUAGAAAUCCUCCUCAGUAAAGAAAGGAAGGUAGUAAUAAUGAUAAUAAGGGGAAAAAAAUUCUUCACUCUUGAUUUAUCUCUUUGUUGGGCUCGUCCAACUUCACCGCUUUAGGCUCCACUUUCUAUUUUGUGCUUUUAGUUUGGCUCCGUGCAGAAUUUUUCUGAUCUUUUUCUGAAAAUAGAGCAGUUUGUGGACUGGAAAUCCCAAAUAUGUAAGUAGUAGAUACUGAAAAACUCCUACAAACAACUGUUUUCAUAUCACAGAUAUCAGUUAGUGCAGCUUUAAGUUGCAUUUUCAUCCAAAACAACAACAUCAAACAAGAAAAUAAAACAUUUUAGUGGCUACAUCUACAAAAUCAUGAUGUUACAAGAAAAUCCAGCAAAAUUUUGUUCAGGAAACAACACUAAUAAGGAACAGUUUGUAGCCAGAUAUCCAAAAAUUUAGUUGAUAAAUACUGAAAAAACCAUUAACUCUUUUCACUUUGCAGAGCUCUUUCAUACUUAAUAGAAAAAAAUAUUGAUUAGUGAAGCUUUAAGUUGCAUUAUAGCCCCAAGAAACAAUAGGAAACAAGGUAUAUGUUGGUGAAAAUAAAAAUGUUAGUAAAAUCCUGACAUCCAUAAACCUUUUAUUCAGGAAAAAAGGCUAAUAUGAACAGUUUGUUGACUGCAAAUAUCAAUCAGUGCAGCUUUAUGUGGUAUUAUUGACCAAAAACAACAAAAAACAAGAUGUUUGUUUGCCAAAAUAAAAUUUUUAGUGCUUACUUCCACAAAAUCUGGAGUUUUCAAGAAGGUCACACAAGAAAAUCCAGCAAAAUUUUGUGCUGGAAACAAGGUUUGUUGACCGGACAUGCAAAAAAUUUUGCUAUUUUCACUUUUCAAAGCUCUUUAAUUCAUUGUUAAUUGAAAUAACUAUGAGUUAGUGCAGCUUUAUGUGGCAUUAGUGUCCAAAAAACCCAAAAGGAAACAAGAUAUUUGUUGCGAAAAUAACAUUCUAGUAGCUCCAUCCACAAAAUCCUGAUGUUUCAAUAACAUCCCUAAAAGUUUGUGCUAGAAACAACACUAAUAAGAACAGUUUGUGGACUGAAAAUCCAAAUAUUUAGAUGAUAGAUACUAAAAAAUACUCCCAUGAACAAGUGUUUUCACAUUGCAGAGCUCUUUAAUUCAUACCUUAUUGAAAGAAGUAUGGAUGAGUGCAGCUUUAAGUUGCAUUAUUGUCCAAAAAAUGGUAGAAAACAAGAUAUUUGUUUGCGAAAAUACAAAAUUUAGUUGCUGCAAAAUCCAGAUGUUUCAAGAGCUUUAUGCGAGAACAUCCAUCCCAAAGUUAAAUUUUUAUAGAUAUAAGAACGUCUAAAAGGUAUUAAUGGGGUCACUAUUCACUAAAUCAAAUUAGUGAAUUUUUUCCUUCUUUAAGUUUUACAUAUUUGCAUGUGUUUAUUCUGUUUUUUCACCAGUAGAAGGCUGAAGAGUCCGUGAAUCAUUUCAAUAAGACAGAAUAUUAAAUAUUAGUGAGUAAUAAUAUUAAAUUAUUGGGCGGUUUCUGUUCACUUUUCUUGCCCAACAUGUUUUUUUGUUCCUUAUUUGAGGUUAAAAAUCACAUUUUAAUUUAGUAAUAAUUAGCUUAAACUUAAUAAUAAUUCAAUAAACAGACAAAAAUAGUGAUUUUAAUUUUACUUCGAACUGAAAAAUAGACACAGUUAUGUUUUAAGGAUUUUGCAGCAACAAGAAGCACAAAAAGUAAAGUUUCUUCUGUUUUGCUAAAUUUCAUAAUACCAAAUGUAAUUUGUAUCACGGCUGCUGUUAAACUGACAUCUAAGCAUUCAUUCAAUUUUGUACUAGAUUGAAAAAAAUAAAUCAAUUUCCUGCAUUUUUUUGAAUUCUGUUCAGAUAUUGGAUAUUUUUUAUAGUCUGACUUAAGAAAUCGCAUUUUAAUUCAGAAAUAAGUAGCCAAAGCUGUACUAUAGUUAAAUAAAUGGACAAACAUAUUGAUCUUAAUUCUACUUAGAUGUGAGAAAAUAGACACAGCAUCAUCGCAGAAUAGUUUUUUUUUUUUUUUUAAAUUAUACAGCAAGAAUAGGAACAAAAGGUAAAGAUUCUUCUCUUAAUUUAACAAAACCAAAUGCUGCUGCUUUUGAGUUCAGUUGAAAGAAAUAAAUCGAUUUCCUUCAUUUUUUUGAGCUAUGUUCACAGAUUAGUCUGAAUAGUAUUAACCACAUUCAGAAGCAGCAGCUGUAGUCUGUAAAUAUUAGAAAUGCUGACCGUGGCAGCAGUCAAAUGCUGUAGCAGCGACAGAACAGAUUGUUUUCAGAUGUAGCAGACCAGGAACUUAAAGUGCAUUAUUGUGGUUUGUGCUGUUUCCAAUCAAUAAAUGUAUUAAAUUGGCUUCAUUUAUACCUAACAGAUCGAUCCAGUGAUUAAAAAAACGACUAAGAACCUUAAAAAACGAGUCGAUCUGCUGCAGCUUCCAUCUUUUCUCACCAUAAAGGGCUUUUCUCAGUUACAUGCUUUAGGUCUUCGUGGCACCGAAUCUUCAUGCAUUUUCUUUUAUUUUUCUGCUAAAGAUUGAACUGACUGUGGAAUAAAUGUGACAAUAAGUGCUUCUGACUCCCAAAUACAUUUUUUUUCAAGCAUCAUGUCCAA
Messenger RNA from Amphiprion ocellaris (clown anemonefish), 4261 nucleotides. It is a transcript of the gene ormdl3, whose product is annotated as ORMDL sphingolipid biosynthesis regulator 3. NCBI's taxonomy places the organism in Eukaryota, Metazoa, Chordata, Actinopteri, Pomacentridae. Gene Ontology annotation, biological process: intracellular sphingolipid homeostasis; negative regulation of ceramide biosynthetic process; ceramide metabolic process. Bases 401 to 862 code for a protein of 153 amino acids. Gene Ontology annotation, cellular component: endoplasmic reticulum membrane. The transcript has 4 exons. The record is from RefSeq and is a predicted model, not a curated record.